GAAGCGAAGCAACUCCACAGACCACAGCCGCAGGGCUCCCACUGCAGCUCCGAGGGGAAACCUCACACAGAAACCUACACUGGAGGAAAAACUGCUACCUCACAGACAGAAGACAAGACAAAAGGAGAAGAAACACCUAUCAGAGUGGACGGAGAGAAGAGUCAGACCUUUUUAUUGGAAGAAAAUAACUUUCAGGGCACACCACUUUCCCCACGUUCUACUUUCGGAAUCCGUUUAAUAAUUUAACUUCUGCCUCAUUUUGUUGAGGUCUGCGUGGAACACAUUUUUGCUUUCCCAAUAGUUUGACCAACAGGUCUGUAUUUUAAUUUCCCAUCAGUACUUAUUUAUCUUAUACUGAUGGGAAGAGUUUUCUUACUGACCUGAGUGAUAUAGUUGAGUUAACAGGUACUCAGGUGUAAAAGCGUGGAAGAGAAUACACAUAAGCUAUACUACAAGCUUUCAUACUUUUUUCUCUACAAGGAUCCCCUCAAAGGACCUGAGGAUGUCGCAUCACAGAAACAACUGAAGCAGAUUCUUCUUGCAUUUAGGAUCGCUCCCCAAGCUACAGCAAUAUCUACUGAAAGGACACUGUGGGGACACUUUCAAGCUCAAACCUUCUUCUUUUUAAGGUUUAUCGGAGGAAAAGGUGGUUCUCUGGUGAAGCCUCUUUGCCCCGUCCGCCCCCUUUUCCACCUCAGCCUCGGGAUGGCUGGGUGCACCAGCCGCUGCAGGCAGGGGGUGCUCAAACUGAUCCAGUCCCUGCAGAGACUCGUCUCAGGAGGCCUCACCAAAGAUAGAACAGAUGAUGAGCUGGAGAUGACGACGGUGUGUUACCGGCCGGAGGGUCUUUCCCAGUUGGAGGCGCAGACCAACUUCAGCAAACAGGAGCUGCAGAUCCUCUAUCGUGGCUUCAAGAAUGAGUGUCCAAGUGGGGUUGUCGAUGAGGAAACAUUCAAACACAUUUACGCACAGUUCUUCCCUCAUGGAGAUGCAAGCAUGUACGCACAUUAUCUCUUCAAUGCUUUCGACACUACAAACAAUGGCUCCAUUAAGUUCAAGGACUUUGUAAUGGGUUUGUCUAUACUGCUGCGGGGAACGCUGAGAGAAAAGCUCGAGUGGACGUUUCAUCUUUAUGACAUUAACAAAGACGGAUACAUAAACAGAGAGGAAAUGACGGAGAUUGUGAGGGCAAUUUAUGACAUGAUGGGGAAGUUCACCUACCCUGCAAUAAAGGGAGACGUCCCGCAGCAGCAUGUGGACGCCUUUUUCCGGAAAAUGGAUAAAAACAAAGAUGGAGUAGUGACUCUAGAGGAGUUUAUUAUAGCCUGCCAGGAGGAUGAAACCAUGAUGAGCUCCAUGCAGUUGUUUGAGAACGUGAUGUAGAACAAGUCGAGCUGAUGAAGACACAAAUGAAAUGCGAGGGAUUGGUGUGUGUGUGUGUGUGUGUGUGUGUGUGUGUGUGUGUGUGUGUGUGUGUGUGUGUGUGUGUGUGUGUGUGUGUGUGUGUGUGUGUGUGUGUGUGUGUGUGUGUGUGUGUGUGUGUGUGUGUGUGAAUGCAUAUGUGCAAUACAUCCAGUUUCUCCUCCUCCUCCUCUGGAUACAGUCAGACCUCCCCCCACAAUCAAUCAAUCAAUGUUUAUUUAUAUAGCCCAAUAUCACAAAUGUUACAUUUGUCUCAGUGGACUUCAAAGUUUGUACAAAAUAUCAGUAUGACAAUACGACACCCUCUGUCCUUAGACCCUCACAUCGUACAAGGAAAAACUUCCGGAGAAAACCCACAGUUUAAAGGGAAAAAUGGGAGAAACCUCAGGGAGAGCAACAGAGGAGGGAUCCCUCUCCCAGGACGGAAAGACGUGCAAUAGAUGCCGUGUGUAAAUUGAAAAGAUAAUACAUUUACAACAUAGGUAGUCCAAAUGUUUGGAAAUGCAUGUGUGUAUAAUAGGAAGAUGAAUCCACGAGGAUAUCCAUCCACAACAACUUGAAAGAAAGGACUGGACUGGAAUGCUUUUCGCCUUCCUACUGAGUGUCCCCACACAAUACAAAGAGACUGAUGCGACAGACAUUGCUCUCAGUGCUUGUCGUGAAGAUUGUCCUGUUACCUGAUAAAGAUGCUCCUGCAUUACAAGGCUGCUCCCGACCAGCAAUGAGCUUUUGUUUAACCAGCACAACUUUGUUUGCCAAAAAAGAGGAUAUUUUUUUGCCAAAAAUAUUAUUGCAUGCUUUUGCAAGAGGUUUAGAUUUUUCACCCAACAAUUGUCCGAUUUAUUACGGGAAUUUGGCCAUAAAGACUUCCACAUGUAUCGAAUGCAUCGCUGUGACUGCUGUUCCUUUGUGUCGACCUGGCUGCUGAGUCUGUCUGAUGCUCGCUGUUAAGUCUCUCUAAAGUCAAUUUGAGUCUGAUAUGUUGCGUGCCUGUCUUCCUGUCCAUGAUGGACCUUAGGUAUUAGUGGAAAAAAAAGAAAUCGAAUCAUUCUUUUAUAUUUUCACCUGCUGCUUUGCUUACUGUGGUCAAAUCAGUGUUGUCAAAAAAUGUUUUGAAAAAAAGUAUUGUGAAUGAUGUGCAUAAUUGGGUAUUUUCAUCAGAAAGAGGCUUUAUGAUCAUCAAACCAAUCGGUUUUAUUUGCACAGGUGACCGGUUCAACAUGAUGCAGUCAAUUAUGGUAAAGAAAGUAUGAGUUUGCUGUUAGCUAUGUUAUUAUACAUGAAAUUAUAUACCUAUUAGCGAAAAAACUCAUUUUAUGUGUACACAUACUCGGCCAAUAAAGCUGAGAUUUAAGUAUAUAAUCCAUCCUAAUAAAAUCCUGGUAUGAAACAAAUCUGAUAAUCUUGCAGGGAAAUAAUAUUGAAUGUCAGCUUUUUGGAAUGUGAUGUUCUGAUGACACCUACUGUAGGACGGCUCUAUCUAGUGAACAUGUGGCACUGCCUCCUCCACCCGAACCCCCCUGUGAUGUCACGCUGACGGAUACAGACAGACUUCAGGUGUCAGUGAGCUGUUCUCUGUACGGUGCAUCAGUGUGACAUCACAGCCUCUGGUGUCUGAUAUCUCUGCGUGGAACGGUUAUUAAAUCUCACCAACAGAAACAUAUUUAAGCCAUACAAAUAAACAGGUCCAUUCUUAAA
Messenger RNA from Gymnodraco acuticeps, 3120 nucleotides. It is a transcript of the gene kcnip1b, whose product is annotated as Kv channel interacting protein 1 b. The transcript has 8 exons. Bases 706 to 1383 code for a protein of 225 amino acids. Gene Ontology annotation, biological process: regulation of potassium ion transmembrane transport. Gene Ontology annotation, cellular component: voltage-gated potassium channel complex. NCBI's taxonomy places the organism in Eukaryota, Metazoa, Chordata, Actinopteri, Perciformes, Bathydraconidae. Gene Ontology annotation, molecular function: potassium channel regulator activity; transmembrane transporter binding; calcium ion binding. The record is from RefSeq and is a predicted model, not a curated record.